AUGUACGAAAUACCUCGUGCGGGCAGCGGUGCGGGCAGCGGUGCGGGCAGUUGUGCAGGCAGCGGUGCGGGCAGCGGCGCGGGCAGCGGUGCGGGCAACGGUGCGGGCAGUCGUGCGGGCAGCGGCGCGGGCAGCGGCGCGGGCAGUGGUGCGGGCAGUGGUGCGGGCAGUGGUGCGGGCAACGGUGCGGGCAGCUGUGCGGGCAGCGGUGCGGGCAGCGGCGCGGGCAGUGGUGCGGGCAGUGGUGCGGGCAGCGGUGCGGGCAGCGGCGCGGGCAGCGGUGCGGGCAACGGUGCGGGCAGUCGUGCGGGCAGCGGCGCGGGCAGCGGUGCGGGCAGUCGUGCAGGCAGCGGUGCGGGCAGCGGCGCGGGCAGCGGUGCGGGCAACGGUGCGGGCAGUCGUGCGGGCAGUCGUGCGGGCAGCGGUGCGGGCAGCGGCGCGGGCAGCGGUGCGGGCAACGGUGCGGGCAGUCGUGCGGGCAGCGGCGCGGGCAGCGGCGCGGGCAGUGGUGCGGGCAGUGGUGCGGGCAACGGUGCGGGCAGUCGUGCGGGCAGCGGCGCGGGCAGCGGUGCGGGCAGCGGUGCGGGCAGUCGUGCGGGCAGCGGCGCGGGCAGCGGUGCGGGCAACGGUGCGGGCAGUCGUGCGGGCAGCGGAGAGGGCAGUGGUGCGGGCAGUGGUGCGGGCAGUGGUGCGGGCAACGGUGCGGGCAGCUGUGCGGGCAGCGGUGCGGGCAGCGGCGCGGGCAGUGGUGCGGGCAGCGGCGCGGGCAGUGGUGCGCAGGGUGUGGGCAGUCGUGCGGGCAGCGGUGCGGGCAGCGGUGCGGGCAGCGGCGCGGGCAGCGGCGUGGGCAGCGGUGCGGGCAGUCGUGCGGGCAGCGGCGUGGGCAGCGGUGCGGGCAGCGGCGUGGGCAGCGGUGCGGGCAGUCGUGCGGGCAGCGGUGCGGGCAGCGGCGUGGGCAGCGGUGCGGGCAGUCGUGCGGGCAGCGGUGCGGGCUGCGGUGCAGGCAGUGGUGCGGGCAGUGGUGCGGGCAGCGGUGCGGGCAGCGGCGUGGGCUGCGACUCAGUGAUUCCCAGCGCUACUUGGACAACUCGUAAUAUUCGGCCCAAAGCAAAUACUGCCGACGGGCCGCGUUUCGGGUGCCCCUUCCGCACCUUCUUCGCCAGAAGUAUCCAUGUGCAGCGCCAACCUUCUAGCGGCACCUCCCUGCGUGGAACCAAAUCGCAGCGAUGGGCAGAGGCUGAAGUGGAUCCGGUGACUGAAUCGGCCCGGCAUGGGGACAGAGUUGCGUUCCUACCCCUCACAAAUAUUAUUCGGGGGGGGAAGGACAGCGGAGUGGAGGAGGAGGAGGAGGAUGCCGACAGCCGCUUGCGAGAACGCUACAGCGCGGCUGUUAUGGCUCCUGGGGCGUUUUCCCCCAACGUGCACAAAAACCACUAUAAAUACUUUCAAAAUGGGGAGGAAUAA
Rhea pennata is the source of this 1464-nucleotide messenger RNA. RefSeq names its product fibroin heavy chain-like. Lineage: Eukaryota; Metazoa; Chordata; Aves; Rheiformes; Rheidae. The record is from RefSeq and is a predicted model, not a curated record.